This is a messenger RNA of Drosophila melanogaster (fruit fly), 818 nucleotides long. RefSeq lists its product as uncharacterized. The coding region runs from base 36 to 455 and encodes 139 amino acids. The transcript is spliced from 3 exons. NCBI's taxonomy places the organism in Eukaryota, Metazoa, Arthropoda, Insecta, Diptera, Drosophilidae. The record is from RefSeq and is marked reviewed.
GUGAUUUCUAGUCAAAACUUAGAGGAAACAUCGAAAUGUGUCUGCGCUUGUUUUGCGGCUAUUUGUCGCUUUACAUUGGCUGCAUCUUCAUCGGCUUCACGGGGAUGCUUCUAGCUUUAAUGGUCUUUUCUGUGGGUCUAUUCGAGAUGAUCAAGGGCAAUCCGGAAACAGUGCUUGUGGUCAUGGCAAUGGUCUUUGGCAUUGUCCAAGCCCUAGCUAAAAUUCUUCUUCUCCUCGGAACGAUGUGGGACAUGUGCUGGGCCAUGCUCUUGUCCUUUUUUAUAGGUAUUGCGGCCCUGGGGCUCCUCAUCGCACUUGUGGUGCUCUUCUACAUCCUCUUGUGGGACCCUCUGCACCUCCUUCUGGGCGGUUUUCUUAGCAUACUCGAGAUGUACUACGAAUGGGUCAUCAUUUCAACCUGGUGGUGCUGUCGAUCAUGCACCCACGACUGCUAGGAGUUGCAGUUGGUUCCACUUGUUGCAUGCAUAGAAGAUACAAACAUACCAUGUUGGAGAUCGAACGCCUUGGAAUGAGCAUACUAUGCAACUCUCAGCGAUCUUCGCAUCGGAUGUAAUACUGUGAGCACCGAGAGAGAGAGAGAGAACUUGUAUUCGAAUCCCCCCAUUAUUUGUGUAUGAGGUGACUUCGUGCUCGGGUCUUCCGACUUGAGUGUCUUUCAAGUAAGUCAGUUCACUCUGAGACGCGCGCUGGAUAUGUCGUUCCUGGAGCGCUCGAGCUGUUCCUGCGAAUGAGCGUGUGUGUGCCAGUGUACCGCCCCCUACCCGUCAAGAAAAAAAAAAGGAAAUAAAAAUAUCGGC